UGAUGAGAUGAGAGCAGCAGCGGCCAAACAUCCCCCGACCAACAACAAGGAAACAACGCAAAAACGCGCGCUGACAGCCCAGACCUCACCACGACGCCGACGACGACCACUCUUCCAUCAAUUCCACCACGUAAAUCAUCUCCAAAAUCCACCAAAUUCCAGCCAGAGUUUCGCUGCACGAUUGCGCAUCGGUGCAUACCCAUCACUACAUGCCCGACCCGCGACGGUGAGAGAGAAAAACACCCGGCCUGCGUGGCUGGGGGCAAGGUCCCGUUGCGACCGUGGCCAGCUGGCUUGUUGUGACUCACACACGUCCUCUACACUCUCUGCGUUUGCACAAAUCUUGCAUGAAUCGGAUGGUCUCUGCCUGAGGCAGCAUUUCUGAUUGGUGCUGCCCGGCCCACACGCACAUACACACAUACACACACAUAUAAACCGCGAACAUGUCCAGACCGAGUAUUGCCCGGCAUGUACGCCAGCGGAAGUUGAACACCAAACAACCGCUGCGCAUCAUCCGGGAACAUGAGAUUGAUGAAAUCCCCGACGAUGAGACGCAGCGACAGAUUCAUCAAGUCGAGACGGGUGUGGAAAAGGGCGAAGAAAUCGAAUUCCACUUGCAAGCCGUCAUCUCGGGUCAAAACGCUGCCGCUCUGGGCGCCAAAGCCGAGAAGCAGAAUUACAUCCCGACUCCAGAUGCGACCCGAGCCAAGGAUGUACAGUAUGAUAGUCUCUAUCCCAAGGUGUUCCGACAGCCCACGACCUACAUCCGCUUCAGCUCGACGGUCGAGGAUUCAAUAGGGGUCCAGUAUUGCAUGAGUGAAGAAGACGCCAAGUUUCUUGCCCAAUUGAACGACGGCCGAGAUGUCCACGGCCAGCCGGUCAAGGAGAAGCUCAGCCAAUGUUCCGAAGACGUCUUCGAAGAGGCCAUGGACUUCUUCGAGGAGACCAGUCAGCGUCUCCAGCCGUUUGCAAAUGUCGAUAACGCCCCCAUCUUGUCUCUCGAAGAGAUGGAACAGGCGAGGGAAGAACCCAUCUCGGCGGACGCGCAAAAAUUCCUGAAGCUCAUCUAUCAGUACUGGGUGUCGAGGAAAUCCAAUCGACCCAUCAUGCCGGCGAUCAAAGUCCGUCUGCUGGACACGACCUCGGAUAUCGACGAUGCAGAUCCGUAUGUCUGCUUCCGAAGGCGAGAGGUCAGGCAAACGCGCAAAACUCGAGGUCGCGAUGCUCAAAUCGUCGAGAAGCUCAAGAAGUUGCGCGUCGAACUCGAAAUGGCUCGAAAUCUGGUCCGCAUGGUUCAGCAUCGUGAAGAGCUCAACAAGUCCAGCUUGGAAUUAAAUCGCAAAGUCUUUGACGGACGUCGCAAACUCAAGGAGGUCAAGGCGACCAAGGGUAUCAAAGGUGAAAAUGGGGAGGAUGAGUUACUUCUCGUUAACCAAAAGCCUGCGCCCAAGGUCAAAGCUCGACAAGACUCGAGUGUUGCCCGGCCCGCCACGAUCCGUCUGCGCUCUUUGGGCGAGCGCACAGCUCCAGAAGACAACCUCGUCCUGCUGUCCGACAACCUCGCCGAUGCGGAUGCUUUCGUCAACCGGACGAUCGAGAGCCGCAAGGAGCAGCACCGGAAAUGGAAUGCGAACUGGCACGACCGGACAUGGAACCCCAUCACACCACCACCGGAGCCCGCAGACGACCAGACCAAAUGGGCACCACUAUUCCCGCAAGGGAACGGAUACCCGACACCGCCACCUUCCCAGAAAUCCGGCAGCCCGGUGGACGGCGAUGGCGACAUCGACAUGCAAGACCGCAAGCCCUCAACGACCGACCUCGAAGACGCAUCGAAUUCCUAUUCCCAGCAGCAAUCCCGAAUCCACAUCGUCCAAGCAUUUUCCGCCACCCCGCUCGCGCCGCUGAUGAGCACCUACUUCAGCGACAGCCAGGAGACCGGCGGCAGCACAGCAGAUUUCGAAGCCCAGCAGAAGAGCAUCCCACAGUGUCGCGUCCGCUACGGCCGCGGCGGACGCCGCUUCCUCGAAGCCCGGCGCACGAAAGUCCGCGCCAUCGUGCGCGCCGGCGCGGGGGUCGUCUCCGACGACGACGAUAGCGAUGACGAUGAUGUCGAGCGUUUCAUCCCCGUCUCUGAUGACAAAGUCUUUGAAUAUCGAAUGUUGCUCAAUCGCGGUGGUCUCGGCGGAGGCGGCGGCGGCGGCGUUCCGGGUCCUGUGAGGUCUGAAAGCUCCAAUGGUGAGCGGCGGACAGCUGCUGCUGCUGCUGCUGCUGCUGCUGGCGGUUCGAGUAGUGAAGAGCAGCAGCAAGGCGGGGCAAAUGCGGCGGCGAAUCCCUCGCCGAAACCAGCUGCUGUGACGGGUAGCACGGCAUGAGUGCGGG
Dissoconium aciculare CBS 342.82 is the source of this 2382-nucleotide messenger RNA. RefSeq lists its product as uncharacterized. NCBI's taxonomy places the organism in Eukaryota, Fungi, Ascomycota, Dothideomycetes, Mycosphaerellales, Dissoconiaceae. The record is from RefSeq and is a predicted model, not a curated record. Gene Ontology annotation, cellular component: piccolo histone acetyltransferase complex. The transcript is spliced from 3 exons. The coding region runs from base 444 to 2375 and encodes 643 amino acids. Gene Ontology annotation, biological process: regulation of transcription by RNA polymerase II.